CUUCACAGGUACAUGGAGCGGCGCUUCCAGGACACGGUCAGCACGGUGGGGGGCGCCUUCUACCUGAAGCAGUGGCGCUCCUACAACAUCUCCAUUUGGGACACGGCAGGUUGGUGAUCUUCAGCUCUGCCUGCGCAGUACAUUCACUCCGGGAACUUUUAAAGUAACACUGAUACCCAGACCCUGCCUCUAGAUCCUAAUUCAGAUGGCCUGGUGCAGCAGUUAAGCACUCGGCUGCAAACCAAAAGGGUGGCAGUUUGAACCCACCCAACUGCUCCACGGGAGAAGGACCUGGUGAUCUGUUCCUGUAAAAAUGACAUCCAAGAAAACCCUGUGGGGCCGUUCUGCUCUGGGUCGCCAUGAGUUGGAUUGCUUCCGCGGCACCUGACAGCAGCCAUCUAUCUCUGCAACUGGAGCUCUUGAUGUGGUACCUCAAGAGGAGUGGUUUGCUAAUGAAACUCCCAGAAAAGCAAGAAAGAGGGAGGGAGCAGUUCCACGGGCUGGGCUCCAUGUACUGCCGAGGAGCAGGAGCCAUUAUCCUUACCUACGACGUCAGUCACCUGCAGAGCCUGGUGGAGCUGGAGGACAGGUUCCUGGGCCUGACGGACACGGCCAACACCGACUGCCUCUUCGCCAUUGUGGGAAACAAGGUGGACCUCACCGAGGACGGGGCCGCCGAGGACCAAGAGAAGGAGGAAGGCAGCUCCGGGGGGGCCGCUGGCAGCUGUGUCUCGGCCAAGGUGCCCAAGCAGGUGAAGCUGGAAGAUGCAGUGGCACUUUACAAAAAGAUUCUGAAGUACAAAAUGCUGGAUGAGAAGGACGUGCCAGCUGCUGAGAAAAUGUGCUUUGAGACCAGUGCCAAAACUGGGUACAACGUGGACCACCUGUUCGAAACCUUGUUUGAUAUGGUUGUGCCGAUGAUUUUACGACAGAGAGCCGAGGGCCCGGUGCAGACUGUGGACAUAAGCAGUUAUAACAAGCAGCCCAAACCGAUGAAGUCUGGGUGCUGUGCCUGACUCUCAGAGGGGCUCCCUGACGUCUGGCUUGCACAUAUGGUAAGGAGCGUGGGUUGCGCGAUGGUCAGAAGGAAGCAGAGAAAAUCAGAGGAAGAUUUUAUCGAGCAAUACGUGAAGGAGAAUCUGAAUGGAAGUGACAGCUGUUCACUAAGAGGAGAUCAAUGCCAGCAGUCUCCUUAGUCUACCCUGGGUGUGUUAGGUGCUGGAGAAUCAAAUCAAUCAUCUAUUAAAGCCAGCCUGCAGAACAAGGACCUUGACCUUCUCUCCUAACCCGAUGCUCUGUGAUGGACUCGCCUGUCCUCUCAUUUCCUGGACUCCGACGUCUCUCUUCCUCCUUCGCGCAGAUGGGAACUUUGCUGCGUGUAUCUGACCUGACAAGGCACGCUCAGCCGCUGUCACGUUAUACGAUUUUUAUGUCUGAUGUUCCCAGUCAUUUCUCUUCACUGUGAUUUAUUUUGGGUCCUGCCAUUUGGUACUUGUGUUUUUAUGCGUUGCCGUGGUGAUUCUAUACAUGUUAAUUUAUACGAAAUCAGGAAUAACUGUUUUUAUAUCUGUUGCUGCAGUGUGAGCUACACACAUUAUUAAAAUGAUUUUGGGAAAAA
Loxodonta africana (African savanna elephant) is the source of this 1618-nucleotide messenger RNA. It is a transcript of the gene RAB20, whose product is annotated as RAB20, member RAS oncogene family. Gene Ontology annotation, cellular component: endomembrane system. Lineage: Eukaryota; Metazoa; Chordata; Mammalia; Proboscidea; Elephantidae. The record is from RefSeq and is a predicted model, not a curated record. The transcript has 3 exons. Bases 360 to 1016 code for a protein of 218 amino acids. Gene Ontology annotation, molecular function: GTPase activity; GTP binding. Gene Ontology annotation, biological process: vesicle-mediated transport; intracellular protein transport.